AUGGCACCUCCGUUGACAAGAAAUCGUGAAACAAAACAAGGAAUAUCUAAAAUAGAUCGAAUCUUGAAAAAAACAACAAAGUCUUAUGGGGAUUUAAAGAAAAUAUCCCAAACACAUUCAUUGACAUUGGAUGCAAUUCAGCGUUCAGAUGAAUUGGGGGAUUUGAAGCUUAAACGAUCGUUUAUGUCACUACGGUCACUUACAUCAAAGGAAAAAGUAUUAAGAAAACCAUCGAUACCAUUUAUAAAUGAAUUACCUGUGUUAAAAGAUGAGAGAUUAUGUGUUUUUGUUUUUGGAACAGGUUCUAUGAGUGAAUUGGGACUAGGACCAGAGCCUACUGGUCGAGUGGUGAAACGACCGCGACUUAAUCCACUUUUACCUCAUGAUACGGUAGGAAUUGUAGAUAUAGCAGUUGGAGGGAUGCAUUCUGCAGCGAUUGAUUAUAAAGGAAAUGUAUAUACAUGGGGAGUAAAUGAUCAAGGAGCCCUUGGAAGAGACACGACAUGGAAAGUGAAUCGAACAGAUUCAGAUAGUGAUGAUGAACAAAUGCUAAAUCCUAAAGAUAGUGUUCCAGGUAAGGUUGAAGGUAUUCCAGAUGGUGUAAAAAUAGUGAGGAUGGCAUGUGGAGAUAGUAUUAGUGUAGCAAUUACAGAUCAAGGUCAAGUAUAUGCGUGGGGUUCGUUUAGAUGCUCAGAUGGAAUUCUUGGGUUUUCACCUCAAAUUAAAGUUGCGCGUCACCCGAUUCAUAUAAAACAACUCAAAAACAUAGUUUCUGUUGCAUGUGGAACAGAUCAUGUACUUGCACUUACAGCAUAUGGAUCUGUAUUUUCAUGGGGGAAUGGUCAACAAUUUCAACUGGGCCAUCGUGUUGUCGAGCGAACUCGUAUUAAUGCGCUUGUACCUCGAGAAUUUGGACUUAAAAAGAUAAAGGCUAUAGGAGCAGGAUCCUAUCACUCAUUUGCUAUUAGUCAUGAUGGAAAAGUAUUUUCAUGGGGCCUAAAUCAGUUUGGGCAAUGUGGUAUUGAAAGUUCUGGAGGUGAAGACGGCGCUGUCGUAUCUAGCCCAACACAUGUUCAAAGUCUAGAUCAUUAUAAUAUUGUUUAUAUAACAGGAGGUGAACAUCAUUCUGCAGCAUUGACUCUAGAUGGUGAGUUGCUCGUUUGGGGAAGACUUGAUGCAAAUCAACUUGGUAUUCCUCGAGCAUCUUUACCCAAUUAUACUGUUCACGACGCCUCAAAUCGGCCAAGAUUUGUACCGAUCCCAACCAAAGUUCCGGGAAUAUCUCGUGUUAGGCGAAUUUAUUGUGGUACACAUCAUAACCUUGCAAUUCUUAAAGAUGACGGAAGCGUAUGGAGCUGGGGUUUUGGAGAAAGUUAUCAAGUUGGCCAAGGUCCUUCUGGCAACGAUAUUGAAGUCCCUACAAAAAUUGAUAAUACAGCUAUACGUGAUAAAGUGAUUGUUGCUGGUGGAGCAGGUGGUCAAUUUAGUGUUCUUUUAGGAUUGCCUUCUAAAUUAUGAUUUUUUUUUCAAUCAUUACUAU
Messenger RNA from Pneumocystis murina B123, 1540 nucleotides. RefSeq lists its product as hypothetical. Gene Ontology annotation, molecular function: guanyl-nucleotide exchange factor activity. The transcript is spliced from 3 exons. Bases 1 to 1518 code for a protein of 505 amino acids. Lineage: Eukaryota; Fungi; Ascomycota; Pneumocystomycetes; Pneumocystales; Pneumocystaceae. The record is from RefSeq and is a predicted model, not a curated record. Gene Ontology annotation, cellular component: cytoplasm.